This is a messenger RNA of Sorex fumeus (smoky shrew), 1870 nucleotides long. It is a transcript of the gene TFDP2, whose product is annotated as transcription factor Dp-2. Gene Ontology annotation, cellular component: nucleus; transcription regulator complex. Lineage: Eukaryota; Metazoa; Chordata; Mammalia; Eulipotyphla; Soricidae. The record is from RefSeq and is a predicted model, not a curated record. Gene Ontology annotation, biological process: regulation of cell cycle; regulation of transcription by RNA polymerase II. Gene Ontology annotation, molecular function: DNA-binding transcription factor activity, RNA polymerase II-specific; RNA polymerase II transcription regulatory region sequence-specific DNA binding. The transcript has 16 exons. The coding region runs from base 581 to 1846 and encodes 421 amino acids.
UCGGAGCGGGCGCCGCGCGGCGCGGCUGGCGGGGCGCGCCCUGACCCUGCCUCCUGGGGGAGGCUCCUGGCGCGCGCGUCGGCGGCCUGGGGCCUGCAGCCGAGCUCCGGGGCCUCCUCGCGCCGCCGGCCCGACGGGGACCCAGCGCCCCGGGAUCGGCCCGAAGAACAGCCCGGCGGGGCCGCCGCGUCCUCUGCAGCCGAGCGGCGGCGUUCGGCGGUGACUCUGCGCUCUGGCUCCACUCAGCACAAUGAUGAAGAUGGAGAGAGGGAAGCGCAGAGAGGUUCAGAUGUUCUUUUAAGAAAUCAUUGAAGACGAAAGCCUUUUUUUAUUACUGUUGUUGUUUUUUAAUGGCUUUACAGAAUUUUAAAUUGAAUGCAGUUUGACAUGACGGCAAAAAAUGUUGGUUUGACUACCACAAAUGCAGAACUAAGAGGAUUCACAGACCAGAAUCUCAGCCCAACAAAAGGUCACACCUGGCGGUGCUCAGGGCUUCCUCCUGGCUCUGUGCUCAGGGAUCACUCCUAGUGGUGCUUGGGAGACCAGAGACGGUACCAGGGAUCCAACCAGAGCCGGCCACAUGCAAGGUAACAUUUCCUUUGUUGCGUUUCCAGUUUCCAGUACCAAUUCACCAACAAAGAUUUUACCCAAAACCUUAGGACCAAUCAAUGUGAAUGUUGGACCCCAAAUGAUCAUAAGCACACCGCAGAGACUCCCCGGAUCUGGAAGCGUCCUCCUCGGGGGCCCCUACGCACCCGCGCCCGCCAUGGUCACGCAGACGCACAUCGCCGAGGCCACCGGCUGGGUCCCAGGUGAUAGAAAACGGGCUAGAGAAUUAAUAGACUCUGAUUUUUCAGAAAGUAAACGAAGCAAAAAAGGAGAUAAAAAUGGCAAAGGCUUGAGACAUUUUUCCAUGAAAGUGUGUGAGAAAGUUCAGCGGAAAGGGACAACUUCGUACAAUGAAGUCGCCGACGAGCUGGUGUCAGAAUUCACCAAUUCAAACAACCACUUGGCAGCCGAUUCGCAGGCUUAUGACCAGAAGAAUAUCAGGCGGAGAGUCUAUGAUGCUCUAAACGUGCUCAUGGCCAUGAACAUCAUCUCCAAGGAGAAGAAGGAAAUCAAGUGGAUCGGGCUGCCGACCAACUCCGCACAAGAGUGCCAGAACCUGGAGAUCGAGAAGCAGCGGCGGAUAGAGCGGAUAAAGCAGAAGCGGGCCCAGCUGCAAGAGCUUCUCCUGCAGCAAAUCGCCUUCAAAAACCUGGUCCAGAGGAACCGGCAGAACGAACACCAGAACCAGGGCCCACCGGCACUGAACUCCACCAUCCAGCUCCCCUUCAUCAUCAUCAACACGAGCCGGAAGACAGUCAUCGACUGCAGCAUCUCCAGUGACAAGUUUGAGUAUCUCUUUAAUUUCGACAACACCUUUGAAAUCCAUGACGACAUCGAGGUCCUGAAGCGCAUGGGCAUGUCCUUCGGGCUGGAGUCGGGCCGCUGCUCGCUGGAGGACCUGCGUCUCGCCAAGUCGCUGGUGCCGAAAGCUCUCGAAGGCUAUGUCACAGAUAUCUCCACUGGCCCCGCGUGGUUAAAUCAGGGACUGCUCAACUCCACCCAACCCAUCUCCAACCUCGACCUGACCACCGGUGCCGCCCUGUCCCAGUCCAGCGUCAACCCAGGGCUCAGCUUGGACGCUGAAGUGGCCUUAGCGACUGGGCAGCUGCUGGCCCCCAACAGCCACCAGUCGAGCAGCGCCGCCUCUCACUGCUCCGAGUCCCGCGGGGAGACCCCCUGUUCCUUCAACGAGGACGACGACGAGGACGACGACGAGGACUCGUCCUCCCCAGAAUAAAGGCCGGAGAAAAGUCGCGUGUCA